Theobroma cacao (cacao) is the source of this 1735-nucleotide messenger RNA. Lineage: Eukaryota; Viridiplantae; Streptophyta; Magnoliopsida; Malvales; Malvaceae. The record is from RefSeq and is a predicted model, not a curated record.
UUUUUCAUUCUUCUUGACCGUGUCUCAUUAAAUAAGUAAGGUUGAAUCCUUUAUCUGGUUAAAACAUUUCUCCGUUGUUUUCUGGGGACGUGACAUUGCCUUGCCCCUGCGUAAGAUUUUAGCGAGUCCUCCGCCUGAGAAUUCUCUUUUUAUCGAAGGAUCCUCAUCUGGGUUUUCAUUCUCAGCUGGUGAUUCUUCAAAAUUUCUUCAUUUUCAGAAAGAUGGGCCGUGUGCAACAAGUUUGUGAAGAUACAAAUAUGACGGUUGAAACAACGGAGAAGUGCAAAGUGUGUUAUUCAAAGGAAGGGAAAGGGAAGAAAUUGUGGAAAAAAGUUAAGUAUCAGCUGGUGGAGUACCACUCAUUGCCUGGAUAUUUGAGGGACAAUGAGUAUAUUGUGGGCCAUUAUAGAUCAGAAUGGCCAAUGAAGCAAGUUUUGCUUAGCAUCUUCAAAAUUCACAACGAGACUUUAAAUGUUUGGACGCAUUUGAUUGGGUUCUUCAUUUUCCUUUCCCUUACCAUAUACACUGCAACGAAGGUUCCAAAGGUUGUUGAUCUUCACUCUCUGCAGCAUAUUCCUGAUGUAUUGAGAAAGGCUGAUUUACACAAACUACAGUCAGAACUAAUCACAUGCCUGCCUUCCUUGCCAAACAUGCCCAAUUUGCACAAACUUCGACAGGAGUUAAAGACUAGUCUCCCUUCAAUGGAUUUAUUUCCAUCACUCUCGGGUUGGCAUGUUCUGGAACUUCUGUAUAACUGUUUACCUGAGUGUUUCUCCAGUGGGAAUCACACCGAUGUUUGUGUUCUGCAAAGUGUGAAGGAGGAUGUGGCAAACAUAGUAGCACCCUUGAUGGGGAGACCAAUAACACGAUGGCCAUUUUUUGCCUUCUUGGUUGGUGCAAUGUUUUGCUUGCUAGCUAGCAGCACAUGCCACCUCCUCUCUUGCCACUCUAAGCGCCUAUCAUACAUCAUGCUCAGGCUAGAUUAUACUGGGAUUGCAGCUCUCAUAUCUACUUCCUUCUACCCUCCUGUGUAUUACUCCUUCAUGUGUGACCCAUUCUUCUGUAACCUCUAUUUGGGAUUCAUAACCAUCUUGGGAAUCGCAACAAUCUUGUUUUCCUUAUUACCAGUGUUUCAGAAUCCCGAGUUUCGCACUAUUCGUGCGUCCCUCUUCUUUGGCAUGGGCAUGUCUGGGAUUGCACCUAUUCUUCACAAGCUUUUCUUGUUUUGGAACCAGCCUGAGGCCCUUCACACAACCGGGUAUGAGGUUUUGAUGGGGCUUUUCUAUGGUAUUGGAGCUUUGGUCUAUGCCACAAGGAUUCCGGAGCGGUGGAAGCCUGGAAAAUUUGACAUUGCUGGGCACAGCCACCAACUUUUUCACAUCAUGGUUGUGGCUGGGGCAUACACUCAUUAUCGUGCAGGAUUGGUUUACCUCAAAUGGCGGGAUCUAAAUGGCUGUUAAAGAAGUGUUACUAGACAAUAAUUGGUUAGUGAAGGAGUUCCUCUGUUUGUAAGUUCUUUCUAGUUGGAACGAGGUAGGUGUGCAACAUAUGGAUGCAAUGGGAAUAUGUUGUAACCCAUUGUCACAAAUAAGUCAAGAACGAUCCUGUUUUAAUAUAAAUAUGGAAUAUAAAAGUCCAAAUACCUGUAAGUUUCUUGCACAUCAACUAUAGUAGGAUCUUAGGUUGCAUGUGGACGGAGACCAGAGCAUUGUCCAUGUUUCUGAGCUUCUAAAAA